Messenger RNA from Zasmidium cellare ATCC 36951, 792 nucleotides. RefSeq lists its product as uncharacterized. The transcript has a single exon. NCBI's taxonomy places the organism in Eukaryota, Fungi, Ascomycota, Dothideomycetes, Mycosphaerellales, Mycosphaerellaceae. The record is from RefSeq and is a predicted model, not a curated record. Bases 1 to 792 code for a protein of 263 amino acids.
AUGGCCUUCCCACUCACCACUAUAUCAGUCACAAACGCCCACGACUCAUUCCUCUCGUCAUCACCGACUACUGGAAGAGACGCACGCCUUACAGCAAAGAUGCCUGCUGGUCUACUCGAUCUACCUCCCGAGCUCAGGCUCAUCGUCUACAAAUACCUGCUAUCCCCACUGGAAGUGCAGCUCAGAAGAGUCCAGCGCGGCAGAAGCGUCGGCUCACAUGCCAAGUCUAAGCAAGCUCAUCCGUUCUUCAAAUUCGAUUGUGCUGUCGAAGCCAGAAGACAAGCUGCCAUCAUCUUGAAGAGCCACACUCCUCUCCUCAUGAUCUGCCGUUCCAUCAAGAAGGAGUAUGGGCCUCUGCUUUGCAAAGUUCUGCAGCCCGUCUUCAUCGACUACCGUGCAGACAGCCUGGGCGAAAUGGGGUCCUUGACAUUGUUCUUGAAGGGAAAUGAUGCCCAACUACCGAAGCACAGCCUCCUAAGAGAAGAUCAUUCUCUUGGAUCGAAAGCAGCAAUCGGUCGACCGCUGCUCGACAAGCUCCAUUUCAUGGGCAUCGCAGAUUCUCAGCAUCUGACGACUUCAUUCACCAGGAGGAGCGUCUACGAGAGUUUAACGCUGUCCCGACUCCAUGACGGCGCGAGAGUUGUGAUCUACUACAUGCAUCACUGGAAAGACAAGGAUGAUGUGACCAACAUCUGGAUGACUGCUCCGCUCACGACUUUGGAUUGGGAGAACGGAGGUUCUGAGAGGGGGAAGUGGAAAGUGGUCAAGUGGUACAGCACUGGUGGAGACUAG